Molecule: messenger RNA, 1266 nt
Organism: Leptosia nina
Lineage: Eukaryota; Metazoa; Arthropoda; Insecta; Lepidoptera; Pieridae
Source: the annotation of a GenBank genome assembly
AUGUUGAGAAUUUCCGUGUGGUUCAGUUGUGUUGUUCUGGUGUUUGGGAGAUAUCCCACUUCUGAUAAUAAAGAUGAGUUGGAAACAAGAGAUUUAGGAGCUAGGAUUUCUGAUAAUAUUGUGGAAGAUGCUAACCUAGAUGUGGGAGGCCUGGUCAAGAAAUAUGGCUACCCAUACGAAGAGCACCACGCAAUUACUCAAGACGGUUACAUCUUGACUCUUCAUCGCAUUCCUCACGGACGAGACCAGAAUAACACCCCUGGACAACGCCCAGCGGCGCUCGUGAUGCAUGGCAUUACCAGUUCAUCAGCUGACUUCGUUCUUAUGGGUCCAGGGACUGCGUUAGCUUAUAUCCUAGCAGAGGCUGGUUAUGAUGUCUGGUUAGGUAACGCGCGAGGAACCUACUACUCUAGGCGACAUCUUACUCUAAACCCAAACAACGGUAAAGGAACCUUCUGGGACUUCUCCUGGGAUGAAAUUGGCAACAUGGACUUGCCAGCCAUGAUCGACCUCAUUUUAACACAAACUGGACAGUCACGCCUGCAUUACCUUGGCAUGUCGCAAGGGACGACCGUUUUCUUUGUUAUGGGGUCUCUUAGACCAGAUUAUAAUAGGAAGAUCAUCUCCAUGCACGCGUUGGCUCCAGUAGCAUAUCUGGCACAUAACCAGAAUCCUUUAUUCGGUUUGUUGGCGCCGCAUAGAAAAGAGUUAGAAGCACUUUUGGGAGACCUUGGCUUAAAGGAGCUUUUCCCUAGGAGUCCCAUUUUCACCUGGCUGGGAAUGAAUGUGUGUGCUGAUGGAAAGCCUUUUCAACCCUUGUGCAGUGGUCUUGUCUUCUUCUUCGCCGGAUGGAAUCCUGGUCCGCAGCAUAAUGCAACAAUGUUUCCAGUAAAACUGGGUCACACCCCGGCAGGUUCAUCGGCUCGGCAGCUCGUCCACUUCGGUCAGAGUAUAGUGGAGAAGACCUUCCAAAGAUACGACCAUGGUGAGGUGAUAAACCUCAUAGUAUACGGUUCAAGAACACCACCAAACUACAACCUCAACCAGCUGAAAGCACCAGUGUAUCUUCACUAUUCAGCGCAGGAUCCGUUCGCAAAUCUGAAUGACGUUGAACGCUUGUACAGGGAACUAGGUGGUCCGAAGUUCAAAGUGAGGGUUCCAGAACCUACUUUCAGUCAUGCGGACUUCAUGUGGGGCCAGAAAGCGAAAGAAGUUGUUUACGAUAAAGUUAUUGAGAUCAUGAAGACUUACGAUAACGCGUUGUAA